Messenger RNA from Eutrema salsugineum, 883 nucleotides. RefSeq lists its product as uncharacterized. The record is from RefSeq and is a predicted model, not a curated record. The transcript has 2 exons. NCBI's taxonomy places the organism in Eukaryota, Viridiplantae, Streptophyta, Magnoliopsida, Brassicales, Brassicaceae. Bases 188 to 676 code for a protein of 162 amino acids.
UGAAUCCUCGUCAGGUUACAAAACGAUUCCGCUUCUCCGCUUCCAAAAUAAAUAUCCACCACAGUCUCUAGAUUGUUCUUCACACGCCAUUUCCAUUUCUUUUUCACCCUUUGCUAAACGAAUCUCUCUCAUUUGCUCUUUUGCUAUCUCCUUCUUUAGGUUUUUCUCUACCUUUCUCUGUUUAACGAUGACUCAGGAAGAAGUUGCUGCUACUAACGGCGCUGCGGCGGAGAAGUCUGUUGUCUUCACGGCGUACAAGCCCCAGCUGAUCGUGGAGGCUCAGAAGGUCGGCGAUGCCGUUGCUUUCUACAAGUCCGUCUUCGGUGCUGUCGAGACCGGACAUUCUCUCUACCCUAAGCGUAAGGCUGACCAGGAGAUCCCUCACCUUCUCUCUGCUGAGCUCAAGCUCGCUGGUGCUACCAUCGUUGUCAGCGACGUCUCCCUUAACUCUGGUUCUGCUGCGAAGACUGGGACUGUGUCUGCAAUCCUCGAAACGGAUGACGUUGAAGCUGCUGUUACGAAAGCCGUUGCCGCCGGAGCUGUGAAAGUGGAGGACGUAUCGGAGGUUGAAGCUGACGGUGGAGUCAAGGGGAAAGUGACAGAUCCCUUUGGUUUCACCUGGAUCUUCUCUUCUCCGGCGAAGAAGACCGAUAACGACGCUAAUAAAGAGGCCUAACUGUCGUCGGAUCUGAUUUUUCGUCGGUUUCUGGACAAAAUUCCUACUAUCCUAUUUUCCCUUUCGGCUUUUAUUUUGUCUUUUGUCAAAUCCGGUAUGUCAGUAAACCGGAUCGAUUAGCUAAUGACUUGUUCAGUUUAAUUUCACCCUUUUGACGAUGACUUUGGUGAAAGUAAAUCAAAUAUCUCGGAUAUUAUGCUUCGUUGA